UUAAAGACAAUAACAACAACAACAACAGGAAGAUUGUCAUCGCUAAUGAUCGGUGGUAUCGGUAAAGGCAGGCCAUCAUCAUCAACAGCAACAACAGCAGCCGUCGGCAACCAAUCGGUUAGCAAACAAUUGACUUCACAACAGACACCGUCGUCUUCUUCUUCACGAAAUUUUAUCCCCGAUUUUGACCAUAACUUACGACAAAUACAACGCGAAAGAUAUCAAGUAAUAUCACCGGAAACAAGCAUAGAGUACUUGAAGAGUAACGGCUAUAAGCAGACCUACGGUCAUCAUUUGGUUUGGCAUCUGUUUCGACGUAACUUUAGUGGCCAGCAAUCGCCGUACAAAUCCCGGGGCAACUGUAUUAUCGAUAACUAUGUCUAUACAUCCAAUCCGUGUUGUAUUUGUCGCGACCAGUAUCUGGUCUUGCAUUAUACGAACUUGGAUCUGAUGAAGCAAUUUAUUAAUCCAUACUCCGGUUAUGUCAUACCCAAUACCGUUGUCUGUCUGUGUAGCCAUCAAUACGAACAGCUUCUGGUGGCCGUAACUUUGGCCAAAGAUUACGGACUGUUGACCUUUGAGAUGCCGCUCCGGACCUACGAUUACGGCGACUAUUAUACGCCAAAGCAGUUAUCAUCAUCAGCGACGACAACAACAACAACACAUACCGAUCAUUGUAGUCAUCAUUAA
Messenger RNA from Oppia nitens, 690 nucleotides. It is a transcript of the gene mRpS18B, whose product is annotated as 28S ribosomal protein S18b, mitochondrial-like. Gene Ontology annotation, molecular function: structural constituent of ribosome. The record is from RefSeq and is a predicted model, not a curated record. Gene Ontology annotation, biological process: mitochondrial translation. The transcript is spliced from 3 exons. NCBI's taxonomy places the organism in Eukaryota, Metazoa, Arthropoda, Arachnida, Sarcoptiformes, Oppiidae. Gene Ontology annotation, cellular component: mitochondrion; ribosome. Bases 46 to 690 code for a protein of 214 amino acids.